GGGAGUGCCAGGCUGCAGCCUCACAAGGUGCAGACAGCAGUUGGAAAAGCAGACUGCCUGGGACAUGAGGUUGGCAGAGGGUGUGCAGGCUGGCAGUCAGGGGGACUCACUCUGAGUGGCUGCUCCGAAGCGAGGCCCUCCCACGCUUGGGAAGUUUGCCAUGCAGCUCUGCGUGCCGCAGGUGCCGCUGGCCCUGUUCCUUUCCAUGCUUCUGGCCCAGGCAGAAGCCAGCCAGAGGGCAGCCACGCAGGCCCACAACACCACCAGGCCUGCUCUGCUCAGGCUGUCGGAUCACCUCCUGGCCAACUACAGGAAGGGGGUGCGGCCUGUGCGGGACUGGAGGAAGCCUACUACAGUCUCCAUCGAUGUCAUCAUGUAUGCCAUCCUCAGUGUGGAUGAGAAGAACCAAGUACUGACCACCUACAUCUGGUACCGGCAGUUCUGGACUGAUGAGUUUCUGCAGUGGACUCCUGAGGACUUUGACAACAUCACCAAAUUGUCCAUCCCCACAGACAGCAUCUGGGUCCCUGACAUUCUCAUCAAUGAGUUUGUGGACGUGGGGAAGUCUCCGAACAUCCCCUAUGUGUAUGUGCGUCAUCGAGGUGAAGUCCAAAACUACAAGCCCCUUCAGGUGGUGACCGCCUGUAGCCUUGACAUCUAUAACUUCCCCUUCGAUGUGCAGAACUGCUCUCUGACCUUUACCAGCUGGCUGCAUUCCAUCCAGGACAUCAACAUCUCCCUGUGGCGAUCACCAGAAGAAGUGAGGUCGGACAAGAGCGUCUUCAUGAAUCAGGGCGAGUGGGAGCUACUGGGAGUGCUCACCCAGUUUCAGGAGUUCAGUAUGAAAACCAGUUACAGCUAUGCAGAAAUGAAGUUCUAUGUGGUCAUCCGCCGGCGGCCUUUAUUCUACGCAGUCAGUCUCUUGCUGCCCAGUAUCUUCCUCAUGGUCGUAGACAUUGUGGGCUUUUGCUUGCCCCCGGACAGCGGCGAGAGAGUCUCUUUCAAGAUCACGCUCCUUCUGGGAUACUCGGUCUUUCUCAUCAUUGUGUCAGAUACACUGCCAGCAACAGCCAUCGGCACUCCCCUCAUCGGUGUCUACUUUGUGGUGUGCAUGGCUUUGCUGGUGAUAAGCCUUGCUGAGACCAUCUUCAUUGUGCGGCUGGUGCACAAGCAGGACCUUCAGCGGCCAGUGCCAGCCUGGCUAAGGCACCUGGUCCUACAGAAAAUGGCCUGGUUGCUCUGCCUAGGGGAGCAGCCCAUAGCCCAUAGGCCCCCAGCCACCUUCCAAGCCAACAAGACUGAUGACUUCUCAGUCAUGGGAAACCACUUCAGCCAUGUUGGGGAACCCCAGGACUUGGAGAAGACCCCGAGGGGCAGAGGUAGCCCUCCUCCACCACCUAGAGAGGCCUCGCUAGCUGUACGUGGGCUUUUGCAAGAGCUAUCUUCCAUCCGGCACUUCCUGGAGAAGCGAGAUGAGAUGCGGGAGGUGGCUCGGGACUGGCUGCAAGUGGGAUAUGUGCUGGACAGGCUGCUAUUCCGCAUCUACCUGCUGGCUGUGCUGGCCUACAGCAUCACCCUGAUCACGCUCUGGUCCAUUUGGCAUUAUUCUUGAGUGAACCCAACCCAAAAGGUUAUGCAGGGCUAGUUAGGCUAAGGAUGGAGGAUUUCCCCUUAGGUCCUUCAUUCUGUUUCCAACACCAAAUAGUUUGAGCAAUCCCAAACCAGUGUCUGAACCCUUGGCUCUGAAAUUUAGUGCUGAAGACCCAUUCUGCCUCUGCAACUCAUUCACUACUUCCCCACCAUAGCUUUAAAGUAUAAUAUCUUAGUUCAAGUAUGCUCUAAUUUUACUUAUCAACACAUCAAGCCUGGGUUUGCUUUCCGGUACUUCCUCGAUUAAAGCCCUUGUAACUGCUCAUUUCCACAAGAUUUGGUUUUUGAUUGAAGAAAAAUUAGCUCUCUAGCACAGGUUCCUGGGACUUCUGCAUCCAUUUUAUCCAUCCUCUAAGGGCUCCCUAUUCAGGUCACCUGUGGCCACCCCCUAGCAUUCAGCUUUAUCAGCCAGUAGGGGCAGGAGGAUAAUAAAGCACAAUGGUAUCUUG
Molecule: messenger RNA, 2099 nt
Organism: Mesocricetus auratus (golden hamster)
Lineage: Eukaryota; Metazoa; Chordata; Mammalia; Rodentia; Cricetidae
Gene: Htr3a
Product: 5-hydroxytryptamine receptor 3A
Exons: 9
Coding region: 161-1612 (483 amino acids)
Biological process (GO): chemical synaptic transmission; regulation of membrane potential; nervous system process
Cellular component (GO): postsynaptic membrane; synapse; neuron projection
Molecular function (GO): neurotransmitter receptor activity; extracellular ligand-gated monoatomic ion channel activity; transmembrane signaling receptor activity
Source: RefSeq, a predicted model, not a curated record